Zeugodacus cucurbitae (melon fly) is the source of this 1311-nucleotide messenger RNA. Its product is annotated as C-type lectin 37Db. The record is from RefSeq and is a predicted model, not a curated record. NCBI's taxonomy places the organism in Eukaryota, Metazoa, Arthropoda, Insecta, Diptera, Tephritidae. Bases 548 to 1123 code for a protein of 191 amino acids. The transcript has 3 exons.
AUGAAAACCGAACACACUCAGAGCAAAUAUAAAAUCAUGCUUGACAAGUUUAUUUGAACGUUUUCGGGCAAAACACAAGUGAACAUUACCCACACAUAUGCAAUGCUUGACGUGAUUAUUUGAUCGUCUCUAAGGGCUUUAAGAAAACAAUUUCUGACUGCUGUCAUCUUCAAAGACUUGUCUUCGGGUUCAGGUACAGCCCUAUCUUCGUCAAAGCUUGGAAUGUAACAGAAGCAUUGAGCACUGACAUUUCGGACCCAUGAGGAAUAAGACGCUUGGUAGUAUAGAUUUAUUUAUUUUUGUUUGUUUCGAAAGGUUAAAAGCCAGUUUUUUGACAAUAUCACUGAUAAAGCGUUUUUCGGAGUCGACAGAUUAUCGUUGCGAACAUGGAUGCAAACUCACUUUGUCACAGCGGUCGUCUAGGUAUAAAUACAAUAUAUUCGUAAUGCAAUAUUUGCAUUUAGCAACUCAAGAAAGAAUUUAGUUUUUCGGUGCAUCGCGUUGAGUUCACACUUACAGUUCUCUUCAGAAGGAAAGCAGACUCAUUAUGCUGAAAACAAAGACUUUUAUUUUGAUAUUGUGCCUUACGAGUGUCUUAUCAAACCCUCUAAAAUAUGAUACUGACCUCUUUACGAAAAUUGGUGAAAAGUACUACAUAAUAUUUAGUGCAGUAAAGAUGAAUUGGUACGCGGCCGCAAACUACUGUCGAACAUUUAAUGGUGACUUGGUCACAAUCGAUUCUGAAACCGAACUGAAGGGCUUACAUGUCUAUUUACAUGCAAAUAAUCUCAAUAACACAGAUUACUGGAUUAGUGGCAACGAUUUGGCAGAAGAAGGCACAUACGUGUCGCUCAGCACUGGACGACCAUUGCUUUACACGAAAUACGCUGCCGGAGAACCAGACAAUAGCAAAGAACAAAAUUGUCUGUUGCUUGAUGUUUUUAAAGAAUCUUAUAUGUAUGAUUAUCCAUGCAAUAACCCUUUGUAUGUCAUUUGUGAAAAGCGAAGAGGGUGCGAAACGUAUGCCACAGGAUCAUGUGAGAAUAUAUCUACGGAUUGUGCAUUGAAGACACUUGGUCGAGCAUACUUGUUAACGGAAAACACCUUUGAUCGCAGGGCGUAAAUAAAUUACUACAAUUUCUAUGACGGUGAGACCAGUAACUGUUUUUUUUAUUGUAAGCAGAUAUAGCGACAAUGUUAUCUAAUAAGAACAUACUUAUUUUUCCGAAAUUAUCAUUGAACAAUACGAAAUAUAGAAAUUUAAAACAAAACUUUCAAGUUAAAUAAAAAUGAACAAUAUAACUCAUAUAA